This is a messenger RNA of Rotaria sp. Silwood2, 1893 nucleotides long. The record is from the annotation of a GenBank genome assembly. Lineage: Eukaryota; Metazoa; Rotifera; Eurotatoria; Philodinida; Philodinidae.
AUGAAUGAUCGUGGUCGUUUACAUUUAAUGCCAUUAUAUUUAAAUCGACAAAUCACACUUGAAUUUUUUAAAAAUUUUAUUAAACAUUUAGGAACACGAAAAGAUUUAUUUUUGUCAAAUUAUGAUUUAGAAGAAGAUUUUAAAUUAUUUUAUGAACUUGCUACGGAUGAUAUUUUAGUAGCAAAAGUUAUUAAUGAUCGAGUUAAAUUAAAUGCAUCAAAAACAAGUCAUUUUAAUAUGAUUAAAUAUAUACAAAAAAUAAAUAAAAUUUUCAUCGAUAAUUUAAUUUCUGAUACAGUACGUACAAUUGAUUAUAAAAUUGAAAAUGAUCAAUCUGAUCAUGAUGGAUAUGUUGAAAAAAAAUUAGAUAAAAUAAAUUUAACUUUAUAUAAAAUAAGUAAUAAACAAUUAAAAAAUCGAUUAAAUCCAGUUAUUACUUAUUCAAAUUAUCGAAAAUCAUUCAAUAGAACAUUAGAAAGAAUUUAUAAAGAACAGAUUCAAAGUAAUUAUGAUGUUAAUGAAACUCGAAUAUCUUUAAAUAAUACACUACGUGAUGCAUUGACAGACGAAUAUCAAUGUUCAGCAUUAAAAACAGCUAUGCAAUGUAUAACAGGUGUAGCUGGUGCUGAUAAUUUACCAAUGGAUUUUUGUAAUAGAAUACUUACUAAACAACGAUCAUUUAAUUGGGCAGUUUUACCUGAUAAACCAUCACCAAUCGAUGGAAGUGUUCGACCAUUUGCUGUUUUGAUUACUAUUCGAGGUGUUCAUAAUCGUACCGAUUAUAAUUCUUACAAUAAAUAUUAUAUGAAAGUAAAAAAUUUCUUUGAUCCAUAUAUAAAACAACAUGCACCAGAACAUCUGAAGCAUGCUUGGUUUUCUUCAUCAAAUUUUGCAUUUUAUGGUGUUCAACGUGAAUUACUUUCUGGGUCCUCUUCUUCUCUUCUUGUAUCAUUGGGUAUUGCCUUAGUGGUAUUAUUUCUUACAUCAGGCAAUUUAUUUAUUGCAGUAUAUGCAUUAAUUACUAUUACAUUUGCUAUUGGUAAGCAUCCUUUAUUUUCCUAUGAAAUAUUCUUUAAAUGGAGUGUUGUAAAUUUGAUCGAAACUAUUACUGUUGGUGUAUUUGUUGUAUUAGAAUGGGAAUUAGGAAUUAUUGAAGGUAUUGUUAUUGUUAUGGCUGUUGGUCUAUCAGUAGAUUUUGUUGUUCAUUUUGGUGUUGGUUAUAUUCAUACAGACCCAACAGAUAUUGAUAAUGAAAGAAAAAAGGUUGAAGAUCAAUCGAAACCUAAUGGAAAUAAAGAUGAUAGUAAAAUAAAUACUUGGCGUGUUAUGUAUAGAAAACAACAAGUUGAACGUGCAACACGUGUAAGAGGAUCAAUAUUACGCGUUGGUUCGGCAGUAUUUAUGGCUGCUUUUACAACAUUCGCUGCUGGUUUUUCCAUGAUAUUUGCAUCAGUUAUUGCUAUUCGACAAAUGGGACAAUUUUUAAUGGCAAUUAUGCUAACAUCAUGGAGUUUUGCAAUGUUUUUCUUUUUACCAUUAUGUCUAAUUAUUGGUCCAGUUGGUACUUGUGAAAUAAGUACUUCAUGUGUUAUGUAUAGAAAACAACAAGAUGAACGUACAACAUGUGUAAGAGGAUCUGUAUUACGUGUUGGUUCGGCAGUAUUUAUGGCUGCUUUUACAACAUUUGCUGCUGGAUUUUCCAUGACAUUUGCAUCAGUUAUUGCUAUUCAACAAAUGGGACAAUUUUUAAUGGCAAUUAUGCUAACAUCAUGGAGUUUUGCAAUGUUUUUCUUUUUACCAUUGUGUCUAAUUAUUGGUCCAGUUGGUACUUGUGGUUCAAUACCUUUCUCACGAUUAAUUAAAUGUUUUAAACAAACUCCGCAUCAACAAUAA